UACACCUACACUUGACCCGCAUCUCGCUCCCGUCCGCGACCAACUCGAAACUCAGUCCAUUCUUGUGCUGACUCUUGGCACGGCAAACCAAAGCCCAAACCCCUCCCCUUCUUCUCUGGUCUCAAAUUGGAAGAAGGAGGUCCGAGAAUUGCGUGAGAAAUGGGCUCAGAACUGAUUUUCAGAGGCCACGAGGCCCAGCCCGUGGACGACGCGUACUCGCCGAAGCCCCAGAAGCCGUGGCUCUCGGUGACUCGGCCCAUUCACUACAUGCUCCGCGAGCAGCGACUCGUCUUCGUCCUCGUGGGCGUCAUCAUAGCCUCCUUGUUCUUCACACUCGUCCCUUCUUCCUCUUCCAUGUCAAGCUCUCCGUACGAGGCGCUUCCGAUCUCGUACUUUGAGCGCGAGUCGAGGGUUCCGGCGUACCACCACCGCCUCCCGGCGGUGCACUCGGUGGGGAAGGUUCCGUUGGGGAUUAAGCGGAAGGGGCUCCGGAUCGUGGUGACGGGAGGCGCGGGGUUCGUGGGGUCGCACCUGGUGGAUCGGUUGAUUGGUCGCGGCGACAGCGUGAUCGUGGUGGACAAUUUCUUCACGGGGAGGAAGGAGAACGUGAUGCACCACUUCGGGAACCCUAGAUUCGAGCUCAUCCGACACGACGUGGUGGAGCCUCUCUUGCUGGAGGUGGAUCAGAUCUACCAUCUCGCUUGCCCUGCCUCCCCUGUCCAUUACAAGUUCAACCCCGUCAAGACUAUCAAGACCAAUGUGGUGGGGACCUUGAACAUGCUUGGACUCGCUAAAAGAGUGGGCGCCAGGUUCUUGUUGACCAGUACCAGUGAGGUUUAUGGAGAUCCUCUGCAGCACCCUCAGAAGGAGACUUACUGGGGCAACGUCAACCCGAUUGGUGUCCGAAGCUGCUACGACGAGGGAAAGCGUACGGCUGAGACGUUGACCAUGGAUUACCAUCGAGGUGCCGGUGUGGAGGUUAGAAUUGCUAGAAUCUUUAACACCUACGGGCCUCGAAUGUGCUUAGAUGAUGGCCGUGUUGUCAGUAACUUCGUUGCUCAGGCACUAAGGAAGGAGCCUUUGACCGUUUAUGGAGAUGGUAAGCAGACAAGGAGUUUCCAGUAUGUCUCUGAUUUGGUGGAGGGUCUAAUGCGCCUCAUGGAAGGAGAACACGUGGGACCUUUCAAUCUUGGAAAUCCGGGAGAAUUUACCAUGCUUGAACUUGCCAAGGUGGUUCAAGAAACAAUCGACCCUGAUGCGAGGAUAGAGUACAGGCCCAACACAGAGGAUGACCCGCAUAAGAGAAAGCCCGAUAUAAGUAGGGCUAAGGAGCUACUUGGGUGGGAGCCCAAGGUUGACCUACGCAAGGGCCUCCCACUAAUGGUUUCUGACUUCCGGCAACGCAUAUUUGGUGACCACAAGGAAGGUGCUACCGUAGCCUAAUUCUUGCUUGGAGAAUGUUACAUGAAUCUUAGAGUGAGAAAGGGAAAAGAUAAUAGUUCGAGGAUAACCCUGGCCCACAAAGGUCCAUUUAGUCGCAGCAUUAUAUGAGCUCCACUAAAAUGUCCCUUUUGCCGCUUGUUCUCCGUCAAUCUUUAUUUGCGGGUUAUUUACCCUCUUUCAAGAUUGAUAACCACCCAUGAUUCCAAUUUUCAAAUUCCUGCCAUCUAUAUUCUAUUUCUAAUUUUUUUUUUUUUAUGUAAUUGGUAUGUGCGAGAGGCUACAGUUAUAGUUAUUUCAACAUUUUACCUUGGUCUAUUUUACUCGAACUUCAUUACUUUACCA
Molecule: messenger RNA, 1785 nt
Organism: Cajanus cajan (pigeon pea)
Lineage: Eukaryota; Viridiplantae; Streptophyta; Magnoliopsida; Fabales; Fabaceae
Source: RefSeq, a predicted model, not a curated record